Cannabis sativa is the source of this 699-nucleotide messenger RNA. RefSeq lists its product as uncharacterized. The transcript is spliced from 4 exons. The coding region runs from base 142 to 699 and encodes 185 amino acids. The record is from RefSeq and is a predicted model, not a curated record. NCBI's taxonomy places the organism in Eukaryota, Viridiplantae, Streptophyta, Magnoliopsida, Rosales, Cannabaceae.
GAGAAAUUGUUCAAUCUCAACCUCGUUUAAGGUAUAAAUAUUGCUUCUAUUCUUAUUGUAUUAUGUAUAUUGUUUUAUUUUUUGUUUUUGUAAAUUAUUAUUUGAGUUUUUUUUAUUUUAUUAGUAAUAUUAUUGUGUUUUAUGUGUAUAGUGUCGGGAUUUUUUACGGUGGUCGUCGGAUUGCGGUUAUUAGGGGUUCGGCAUAAUUUUGUGUGUAGCGUAUUUGGGCUUGCAAUUAUAGACAUGGCGAACUCAGAAUCAGGAUCUGAUUCGGGAGCAGAAAAUGAGUGUCCAACCACAAUACCUACACGAGGGCCGACGCAAAUGAAUGAAAUAUCCAAACUAAUGGAUCAGGGCAAAAGAGUGGCCCUCGAAGUUAAUGAUAAAGGUCAAUACUGUGGAAAAAGCUACGCGAAGCUCGUAUCCACUCUGGGAGUCAGAUGUCGGCAGACAAUAGGGUUGGCUUAUAAAAAUUGGAAAGAAGUCAACCAGACUCUGAAAAAUAAAGUUUGGAAAGACAUUCAGACGGGGUUCAUUGUGCCGGACACCUUCAAACAUGAUUGUCUCAUCCUAGCUGGGAAGUUAAUGAAAGACUUCAAGAAUAGGAUGACAAAAGACAUCAUAAUGCCCGCGUUGAAAGAGAAUGAUGCGGGACGGCGGCACAAGUCACGAAAAGCACCCGGAGAUCGACGCUGCUGA